Molecule: messenger RNA, 1433 nt
Organism: Macaca mulatta (Rhesus monkey)
Lineage: Eukaryota; Metazoa; Chordata; Mammalia; Primates; Cercopithecidae
Gene: C8H8orf48
Product: chromosome 8 C8orf48 homolog
Source: RefSeq, a predicted model, not a curated record
GGGAAGGCGGCGUCUCCCGGAAGACAAGCUACGCAGAGCUGACGGCACUGAGAGCCAUUUCUGGAGGGGCCCGCUCCUGACGGGUUCCUGAGCCAGUCUUAACCUGGGCAAAGGAAAUGAGGAGCCGAGCCUGAUGCAUUGUGAUGGCCAUCUGCCCAGAAUUGGCCCAAACGGACGAAAGUGCUCUGGCAAACCUUUCUGAUGAGACUGAGACUUUGAAGAGCUUUACUGAUGAGGUACAGACUUCCAGUUCAUUCAGCUCCUCUGGAGGACGGCAGUCAUCGCCCCUGACCUCUGGGAGCAAACUGGAGAGGGAAAAGCAGACUCCAAGCUUGGAACAAGAAGACAAACAAUCUGAGCUUUUGGACUUCAAAAAUUAUGAAAAGAAGUUGAGUAAAAAAUGGAUCAACUACCUCAAGCGCAAAGACUCUGACUUUGAACGGCACCAACCAGACACCAAACUUCAAACAGAAAUCACUCAGGUAUCCGAUGAAGAAUUGAAUGCCCUGCAGUCUUAUUGCACCAUGAAGAUAAAUUUGAUUCAUCAUAGAGGGGAUUCUAAGAAGAAGACGAGUGGCAGACAUAAAAAGCUGUAUGUUGGAUUGGAUGCAGAGGCUGCAGAGAGAGAUGCCUUAAGUGGUACUGUACCCGAUGAACUUUUGAACAGAAUCUACUUUAAAAACAUGAGGACAACGCCAAAACAGGAGGCAGCAGCUAAGCAACACAUAUCUUCUCAGUGUCCCGAUUGUAACAGGAAAAGAGCACAGCUGGCCCUGUCUGCCUUUCUGAAACAAAAGAAGACUUUACUGGAGUCAUUUCUACUUCAAGAGAAAAUAGAUGAACAUCUUCAUACCAAAGACUUUCUUACCCGUAUUGGAGAAGCACAUCAAGACUUCCCCAGGCUUUCAGAUGACCCCAGAAUAAUCUGGAAAAGACUGACUGGGAAAAGUCAUAUCAGAUACUCUGGUUUUAAAAGAUCAGAUACAGAGCAGAAGAUGCAGCGAGAUGGAAAUAGUGCUUGUCAUUUACCCUUUGCCACUUCUCAAGCCACUUACUCUAACCAAACCAGAGCUGGUGAUUGUUAAUGAUAAUGUGUAAUGUGGAUAGAUGUCUUUGUUGUGUAAUUGAGUAAUUACCAUAAUUUCUACAGGCACUUGGGAAACUAACUUAAGACUUUACUAUGCUUCCUUCACAGAUUUGAGGAUUAAGAACUUUCACUUUUUUUUUUCUGAUUAUAGAAGGCACUGUUGUGGUUGGAAUAGUUACAAAAACUUUUACAAAAAUCCAAGAGAGCUAUGUUGGUAGUUUGGGCUAGGGUGUUGAUGGUACAGAAGCAAAGUAGUAUGGGGAUGUAAGAGAAACUUAAGAAGUAAUAACUGUCUUUGGCAAUCAAAUGGCUAUGGGGAAUUAAUAAAUAGAUAUUUGAAAUGUUA